AUGGCUCGGAUGCAGGAGAUGAUAUGCAUGAAGAUGCCAAGAUCAAGAGCGUGCAUGAUCACUCCCAUCUCUGUCCUCCCUUCUCCCUCCCUCUCAUUCCUCCACACUCCCAUCUCUGUCCUCCCUUCUCCCUCCCUCUCAUUCCUCCUCACUCCCAUCUCUGUCCUCCCUUCUCCCUCCCUCUCAUUCCUCCUCACUCCCAUCUCCGUCCUCCCUUCUCCUUCCUUCUCAUUCCUCCACACUCCCAUCUCUGUCCUCCUUUCUCCCUCCCUCUCAUUCCUCCUCACUCCCAUCUCCGUCCUCCCUUCUCCUUCCUUCUCAUUCCUCCACACUCCCAUCUCUGUCCUCCUUUCUCCCUCCCUCUCAUUCCUCCUCACUCCCAUCUCCGUCCUCCCUUCUCCUUCCUUCUCAUUCCUCCACACUCCCAUCUCUGUUCUCCCUUCUCCCUCCCUCUCAUUCCUCCUCACUCCCAUCUCUGUCCUCCCUUCUCCCUCCCUCUCAUUCCUCCUCACUCCCAUCUCCGUCCUCCCUUCUCCUUCCUUCUCAUUCCUCCACACUCCCAUCUCUGUCCUCCUUUCUCCCUCCCUCUCAUUCCUCCUCACUCCCAUCUCCGUCCUCCCUUCUCCUUCCUUCUCAUUCCUCCACACUCCCAUCUCUGUCCUCCCUUCUCCCUCCCUCUCAUUCCUCCUCACUCCCAUCUCUGUCCUCCCUUCUCCCUCCCUCUCAUUCCUCCUCACUCCCAUCUCCGUCCUCCCUUCUCCUUCCUUCUCAUUCCUCCACACUCCCAUCUCUGUCCUCCUUUCUCCCUCCCUCUCAUUCCUCCUCACUCCCAUCUCUGUCCUCCCUUCUCCCUCCCUCUCAUUCCUCCACACUCCCAUCUCUGUCCUCCCUUCUCCCUCCCUCUCAUUCCUCCUCACUCCCAUCUCUGUCCUCCCUUCUCCCUCCCUCUCAUUCCUCCUCACUCCCAUCUCCGUCCUCCCUUCUCCUUCCUUCUCAUUCCUCCACACUCCCAUCUCUGUCCUCCUUUCUCCCUCCCUCUCAUUCCUCCUCACUCCCAUCUCCGUCCUCCCUUCUCCUUCCUUCUCAUUCCUCCACACUCCCAUCUCUGUCCUCCUUUCUCCCUCAUCGCACCUUUUCCUGAGUAUUCCCGCCAAUAUCUGGAAGUCAGGUUCGAAUGUGCCUGACAGUUGGGUUCUCGAUGUUGGUGCGAAAUACUGGACUAUUCAUGCUUGUGAUCAUGCUGUUCUCAACCUGGCGGACAACACGAAGAGUUGA
Molecule: messenger RNA, 1275 nt
Organism: Closterium sp. Naga37s-1
Lineage: Eukaryota; Viridiplantae; Streptophyta; Zygnematophyceae; Desmidiales; Closteriaceae
Source: the annotation of a GenBank genome assembly